AACUGUGUCUACCAGAUCUCCAAAUACCACAACUGUGUCUACCCAGUCUCUACCUGCCACAACAGUGUCUACCCAAUCUCCUUAUACCACAACUGUAUCUACCCGAUCUUGUUAUACCACAACUGUGUCUGCCCAGUCUCCCCAUACCACAACAGUGUCAAACAUGUCUCCACAUACCACAACUGUGUCUUCCAAAACUCCGGCCGAUACAACACGGGCCGAUACGAUGGCAAGUGAUGGUAAUCUUUCCAACGAUGCUAUCGUUGCCAUUUCCGUCAACAGUGGGGUCGCCUUAAUCCUAAUUGUCGUCGUAGUGUCGUGCAGGAGGUUCCGCGCUCUGCGCACAGGGAAAUCACACACUUCUGUUGGGCUUCAUAGUCCUGCGAACCAUACCUUAGACGAUACAAAUAUUGCGUCCUGUCAAAACAACGAGCAUGAAGAAGAUGAUCUUGAUGGUACUGUGUACCACAGUAUAUACGAUACUCAUAUUGCGUCCUCUCAUAGCAACGUACACGAAGCACAAGGCUACGAGAGCCUUAGCAGGUAUGGCGACCAUGACAACCAUGCAUAUUUUGGUAUUAGCCCUGCCGACAACACAGUAGUUUUAGAGCUGCGUGACUAUGAAAUACCCGAUAGCCAUAUGUAUCUAGACUUAGAGCCCAGAAACGGAAACACAAAUGACGAACACAGAUGCGAAAACGUGUAAACACGGUGACCCCGACGAUCCUUCCCAUAGAUCUCACCUGACCACCAAAAUGCCCAAGGUGAGCAAGUGUGAUCACCCUUAAGUCCGGCGUCCGUCGUCGUGUUGUAUAAGAUGUGUGAAGUGCGACAUCAACUGUUCGUCAGAAUGUUUAUCUGGUCAAUAUCUAGCCUGACUUUGAAUCUGAGUCACAUGUGUCCAAAAUAUAGUCACCAUGUCAAAUUUUAGAAACAAACAUGAAAUCAUGGCACCAUCUAGAUGAAGUUGGAAUCUGGGUCAGGUGCGUUCAAAAACUUGGCCACCAGGUCAACUCUUAAUAAAACCUUUUUACUACUCAUGAAUUAAGUCAUAAAUUAAACUUCUGUUACAUGUGAGGUAACUCUUAUCAAUAUUAAAUACGGCACUGAUGUAUUGCCAAUCAUGUGUGGGUUAUUGUUAUCCGAGGUUCGAUUAGGUUCGGGUCCCCUUUCGAUAAAUGCGACACAUGCAUCAGUGACAAUGUCCAUCUAAACGUCUUUCCGUCUGUGCAUCUAUGGGAAAUUGUAUGUAUCAGUCAUAACUUAGCCAUAUAUUU
Molecule: messenger RNA, 1277 nt
Organism: Dreissena polymorpha
Lineage: Eukaryota; Metazoa; Mollusca; Bivalvia; Myida; Dreissenidae
Exons: 4
Coding region: 164-706 (180 amino acids)
Source: RefSeq, a predicted model, not a curated record